AGUAUUUUGCUUUUAGUCAGCAUCCUUACCAUUGGUGGAUGACUUGCUGCAAUUUUCCAUUACAAAAGCGUUAUAUUUUCUGACCAAGGCACUCGAUUGAUUGAUACUAGAUUAACCCACACACAAGAUUAACCCUUCCUUGUUGCAUUAUCAUGUACCCUCUAGACUUUUACAAAGGGGUUAUGAUUUAUGACCAGCGGGAAUGUAUGAGCCAUGAAAUAAACAGAUGUUAAUAUUUAAUUUGAUUUACAUUUUUAGACAAACCCGAAGGUGCAAGGCUCAUUACCAAUGCUUCACAAAAUACCGUCACUGAAGGGGACACAGUUACAUUCAUGUGCAUAGUUAUGGCUGCUGUGCCAGAAGUGUCAAUUUACAAGUUCUAUUUCAAUGGCCGCCUCCUUGGUCGGAACAACAACAGUGAGUAUACUCUGAAUAAGGUCAAUCGAUCUCAGCACUAUGGCGAGUACAAAUGUGUCCCACAAAAUGACGCUGGAGAUGGAGCAGAAGCCACUGUGAGACUUGACAUAAAUGGUGGGUAGAAAUAUCUUUGAGCAUUUUUGAGUAAUUUGGAAUUAUAAUCCAAAACAGGAGAAACGUUUUUUACCAGUAAUGAAACUUUCCACACCUUGAAUCAUUACAACCCCUAACAGGGAAGAAUAGAGACCCUGGUAUUGAGAUUGACGUGUCUCCAGCUGAAGAGGUGUCUCCCUUGCAAGUAUUACUCAGCUUGCCACACAAUGCUCCUCCCUAAUAUAAGGUACUUGAGAAAAGUGCUGAUGAAGGAUGCAUGACCUAAAAAAUUUAGCCAAUACCUAAUAACAAAUGGGUGCCUAAUAGUAAAACUUAGGCUUGAUGAUAAUGAAGUGGUGUGUGAUAACGAUGGACUUGUGCCUAAUAAUGUUGGACAGGUGCCUAAUAAUGAUGAACCGGUGCCUAAUAAUGAUGAACAUGUCUAAUGAUAAUGAAACAAGCCAAAUAAUGAUUCCCAAGAGUAUAAUAGGGAUGAAAUGUUCACUGAUUUGGGGAAAUGACACUCCAUGGCAGUGCUCGCCAGGCAAAAUUUGGUUUGUUACCUUAGACUGUUGUCAGACACAAGAAGUCUGUAAGUUUGUACAGCUUUUUUGGGAGCCUAUAUAAGGUUUUACAUUUUAUUUUUACUGUGUAGCAGAUUACCUGGAAUUUAGGUGCAAGUUUGAGAUUAACCCUAGGUCUCAUUAUGUAAAAAAAAAAAAGAAAGAAGACAAACCAUGAUUCCAAAGCAAUUAUCCUGUGUCCGCCAAAAACUGUAAACUUAUUCUUGUUAUUAGUGUAUUUUAAAACUGAUGCAAAUUCCGAUUAGCUGACUUAGUGAAAGUUUGUUUCCACUUUUUUAUAUUUUUUUUAGGUAUGUGCUACACUUUAUAAUCUUAUUUCUAUAGCGUAGGAAGUGGAUGGUUUUGAACCAAAUCACACUCUAAUGUUAUGGUGUGAAAAUUUGUUGUUUCUCUCUUCUUACCUAGUUCCUGUCCACUUUACAGAAGUGCCACAUAAUAUAACAGUUAACACGUCAACUCCUCUGUUUUUGAGUUGUGAUGCCUCGGGUUUUCCUGAACCUCAGAUAAGAUGGGAAAAAUAUGGGAUUAAUUUGUCCCGCACCAAACAGUUGAACAUCACCAGCAGUAACAGGAACGAUGCAGGAGAAUAUGUUUGCAUCGCAGGCAAUGGGGGGAGACAGGAAAAGACAGUAAGAGCUUAUGUCACUGUGCAAUGUAAGUCUUCAUUUCAGUAUGUCAUAAAAUGCUGCCACCCUGUAUUUAUUGGUCAGUUGCCAAAGUCCCCAAUUUUUUUCUCCUUAAUCAUUGUAAAUUUAACUUCUUUUUGUGGUCACCUCUAUUAAGUGGUCUUGGUCACCUUUGACUGCGUGACAACAACCUGUUUGUAUUGUCUUCCACUUGUAAUGAACGGUCACAUAAAAAGGAAACACUCAAUUAAAACUAAAAAUUAUUUUUUGAGUAAAAUGUAAUCCAUGUUUCUCUCCCAAAUUUAAUUUUAAUAAUAUUUUUAACAAGUUUUUGUGCAUAAAGUGAUCAAUUAUGACAUAAAAUGGCAUUUUUUAUUGUUUUUAAUAUUACUCUUAUUCUGUGGAACCCCAUCUCCUGAGGAUGACCACUCAAUACAGGUUUGACUGUACAUAAAUGCAUCUAUUUUCAAAAUGUUGCAAUUGAAAAAAAAAUUCUAAGAAAUAAUUGCACUUUUUGUUCCAAUAAAAAAGUGAUGACAGAAUAAAUUAUAAGGACAAAGGAUCAGCAGAAUAAGUCCUUGUCAAGUCCUUGUUUCACUUUCCCACUUUAAAGAAAAAGUAGUGUUCUUUUGAUGUGAAAUAUACAUGCAUCAUGCAUCAGCUCUUUUAUAAGAAGAGAAAAACUGUGCAUAUUCUCAAAACUGCAACGUUUUAGAAAACAGAUGUAUUAAUAUGCAUAGAUGUAUAAAUUUCACCCAAACAUACCCCAGAAAAACAACAUACCCAAAGUCAAUAUUCAAGAAAAAACCCUUUUUUCCUCAACCUCAGCCACUACUAGUCUAAUUAUCACAACCCAAUCACAUAACCAAUUCUCUCAAAUCUUAUGAUUUUUUGAUGGUGUGUACUUUUUCCUAUGGCCAGCUUUCCUUAGUAUCUAUCUUUUACAAGCUGACAUCUGAGAAGAAUCACUGCUUAUUCUCAGAUGUCUUGAAGACCACACUGGCAAUUUGCCACAUUGUUGGCAAACCCUACAACUGAUUAAAUUUAAUUUGAUCAAAAACACGAAAGGCAUUGGAUGAAAUUAGCCUCCCCUCAAGUCUCCCUUCUUAAAUAUUCUGUGAUCUUUUUUCUACCGAAUGGUGAAGUCUAUAGUUUCCCUUCUUUCACUGUCUUCUGUUUGUUUGUUUGUUUGCUUUCCUAACAGUCUUAAAUAUAGUGUUACUAAGAAAUGUGAGGGGCAAAUAAAAUGUCACAGUCAUCACAGAUGUUAUGUAUUCAGUUUUAUACAUGUAGAGUAUUGCUUGAAUAUAUCACUGCAGUAAGUGCAAUUGCCUCGUAAACAAUAUGCUAUUCUUCCACUUAGGAGGAAGCUUCGUGUACACAAAAUUUGAAGUUCAGGGCUUUCGGUAGCUUUGUCGGCUACUCCACCGAGUACAAUAGCUGUACCAAACAUAAUUUUUAAAUACACCUCUAUAAUAAUAGAUGUACACAACUGACAUGUAUGAGUGAAGCAUGUCAAGCAUUAAGCCAGUCAAGUGUUCUUAUGUAGAAUAAAGUUUCAAAAUUAUUGAAAUAAAAUUAACCUCUUAAUAAUAAAUGUGUAAUAUCUCUUUAAAAGAUUAAAAAAGCCACGUCAUUUAUGAAUUUUCAAACAAUAAAUGCCAAAAAACUUAAAGAUGGAAUUUAAAAAAUGCGAAAAUAUGACCCAUCUUUUGACUGAGAUUUUAAUCGUUGACCGGCACGCAGAGGCCAAAGCAAUAAAAAAUUGCAGACUCGAGAGAGAAUCAUACGAAAUUACUGACACCUGCUCACCUGACUUCAAUUUCUGGAGAGUAAAUUCUGCGACACUUCAGUUUUAUCUUCUCACACAUGAAUUAAAACAUAAAUUUAAUUAUUUGCAUGCAGUUUAGGGGUGAAAUUAAAUGUUACAUUUUACAUAAAAAGAAACACAUUACAGUAAAAUAAAGCAGAAGCAUAUUACCUUCAUUUUUAUGCGUCUGAAUAAAGCUACAAUAGGAAUUAUACAUGCAAUUGUUUCCCCAUGUAAACGGGGUGCAGUAGACGGCCGUAUAGGAAAUUUUACCCAAACGACAUUACAUCCUUCAAGUUGACAUGUACUAAAUCCCGAAACAGCGAAACGAACAAAACGAAACUAAACAUGCGAAACCACCGAAACGACAAAACGAAACGAUGUAACGAAACGAACCUAACGACCAUACUGAAACGACCACAACGAAAUGACAGAAACUAUCAAAAUAAUAUACAACUUGAAGGAUGCGAUAUGUUUCUGCUUUAUUUUAUUUAGGAAGUGGUCACAUUUUCAGAGGAGACAAAAAGCAUUUCCUGUAUUUUGACCAAAUUACCAUGUCCAAAGAAAGCAGCUCACUCUUUUUACAGUAGAACUAAAUCCAUGAGACCCGCUAGUUUGUUUGCAUCACACUUCAGCGGUUCAUAGUUUCCUAGACGGGUCCUCACAUGACAAUACUGUCAAAAUCAAAUUACCGCGUCAGACUUCUAAACCUAUAGAACAAUUAAUGUUCAAUUAACCUAUAGUUAAGUGAAGAGCAAAUGAUAGAAGCUUGCUUACGCCGUUCGCUAUUAUUUGAAAACUUUCGAGGCAAAAAAGCUUGUCCAGAUUUCAUAAAGAAGUAAUCCGAAAGUUAAUUUCUUUUGCCUUUACACCACGACUGAAUUAAACAUUCCGAACAGUCCGAAAUGUUGUUUAAGCAAUGGACCGGCUGAAAGGUUUACAUCUACGUCUACUUUUAUUAAGUUGGUAAAAUCUCUACAGAAAUCACACCAACCAACUCGCGCGCAAAGUGAGAAGACUAUAUCAAGGCUUAAAAUUAUAUUAAGAACGAUUUUGAUCAAGAAACGUGCCAAUAAUAUUCCACGACAGUGCAAAUAAUCGUGAAAGCUGAUCGUGGAAAAGCGAUUGCGAGACGCUCGGUAAGUUGUAAGAUGACAUGUUAUCUCAUAACAGACGAAAAAACACUUUAAAUUCUCAGUCUGCUUUUUGUACCCACUUUGCAGUCUACAUUUUGUACCUAGUCUAUAUUUUGUAAUAGUGUAGUUUGAUCGUCCGGGUAAGUGUAGUCCCGAGAAGGACUGUUGUCGGUAGUGGUGACUGACGUUUCGACAACCUGAGCGGAAGUCAUCAUCAGAGUCAAGUGAAAGGUUGUUCUCAGUCGAAUGUACUUAGUCCGGUUAGUGUACCCUGAUUGCUCAGUUUUGCAGUGAUGUUAUGGGCUGUAAGACUCAAGUGGCGUAGGUCAGUGGUGAUUGGUCGGUUCGGAUCCGUUAGUGAAGUUAGGUCGUUCUGUUCGGUUCGUUUGUAAUGUUAAUGUCGUGGAUGAGUCGUUUGUAUGGUGCCGGUAGUGCUUGACACCUGUUGAGGGGAGUCUGUUCCAAGUUAGUAAACCAGCUUUCCAGGGUCAGUCGUUGAAAGUAGUUGGUGCUGUAGGUUAGGCAUUGCGCAGAGUCCCAGUCAAUAGCGUGGUUCGUAAGUCGGUGAUCUUCAGCAAUGUGAUUGUUGACAUCGCCUUUCCUCGUCGCUCGUUUGUGUUCUGUCAGUCUAGUUUCGAGGUUUCUGCCAGUCUCACCGAUGUAGGAGGCGCGGCAGUCUUAUAUACUGCUCCUUGUCUGUUCCUCGGUUCGUCUCUGUCUUUGAUGUUAGUCAGUAACUGACGUAGUGUGGUAAUAGGUUUGUGAGCGACGCGGAUAUUGAAUGGUUGUAGGAUGCGUGAGAUGGUCUCAGAUAUGCUCUUUAUGUAUGGUAUAGUGGCUGUAGUCGUAGGAGUUGCGUUGUCGUUUAAGAGUCCUGAUAGUAGUGGCUUUGUGUGAUGUCGUGUUGUAGGAUGACUCGUCCAGUAAUCUGUCGGUUUCCUGUAAACUGAUGUCCGUAGUGAAUUGUCGUCACGGCUUACCGAGAAGUCUAGAAAAGGUAGUUUACCAUUUUCUUCGACCUCUCUAGUAAACUGUAUGUCAGUUUUUUGUUCGUUAAGGUGAUGGUGGAAUGCGUCGAUUUUGUCGUGUCGUACGGCAGUGAAAGUAUCGUCAACGUAGCGUAACCAGAGUGGUAUCGUCUGUCGGCAAGUCGAAAGGGCGCUUUCCUCGAUGUUCUGCAUCACAAUUUCUGCUACAACAACAGAAACUGGAGACCCCAUAGCUGUACCGUGUAAUUGUUUGUAGUUUUUGCCGUUGUACUGAAAGUAAGUUGAUGUCAGGCAAAGGUUUAGUAAGUUCAUAAUGUCCUCUGUCGGUAGCGGUAGAGGGUCUGUAGAUUGUAGGAUAGCAGUCUCAGUAUAUUGUAGUGCCACUUGAAGGGGAAUACUUGUAAAAAGCGAUUUCACAUCAAACGACACUAGUUUUUAGUCGUCAGGUAUCUGUACAGUCUUAGUGGCGUUAAUGAAUUCCUCGGUGGAUUGAAGUUUUCGUCUGGAUUUGUCGGUGAGCGGUUGUAGUAUUGUCGUUAGGUACUUGGACAGUUGGUAUGUCGGAGAACCACAGAAGGAAACAAUAGGUCGCAUUGGGAAACCAGGUUUGUGUAGUUUCGGCAGACCAUAAAGUUUCGGUGGCUGUGGUACUGAGCACCUUAGUCGGUAGUAGCGUUGGGUGUCAAUGGCGUUUGUCUUCUUGAGUGUCAGUAAUGUGCUGUUAAGUUUGCGUUGAAGCGCAGGAGUCUGGUCACGUUUGAGUUCUUCGUAAGUCUGUUUGUCGUUAACAAGUGCGUCCAUUUUGUCGUGAUAGUUAGUCUUGUCCAUGACGACAGUAACUCGUCCUUUGUCGGCUGGUAGAAUAACUAUUUCCUUGUCGUUUCUCAGUCCUUUAAGGGCAUGUUGUUUGUCUUUAGUCAAGUUGCUAUCAUGUAGUGACGCUGAUUGUAUAGUGAAAGCAAUUCUACUUCUGACGUUAUCCUUAGUAGACUCAGGUAGCUCUCGUUGUCGAGACAGAGCCGCCUCAACACUAGAUACAAUAGCUUCGGUCGGUAUCCGUUUCGGAGUAACUGAGUGUUUCAGUCCGUAUGACAGUACGCGAGUUUCAUUCUUGUCUAAGGGACGGGAAGAGAUGUUUCUUACCCAGUUGUCGUCCGUUUUUCUUCGUCUCUGUUCUUUGUUGCGUAGAAGUCGUGUCAGUUUCUGUUGAUGCCCAGUAUGGGCACGUUCAGUCGCUUUGUUGGCUCGUUUGUCGGCAACAGUCGUAAUAGUGUCAAGUAAUUCAGUUGGUAUCAGUCGAUUCAGUUUGUCGUGGAGUUGUUGUCUUUUGCUAUUGUAGCGAUUGAGUCUUGUGUGGCAAUCAACUCCUUGUCUGUUCCUUGGUCUGUCUGUUCCCACCGAGGAACAGACAAGGAGCAGUAUAUAAGAUCAAUUGCUCCGACUGCCACGCGUCCUACAUCGGUGAGACUGGCAGAAACCUCGCAACUAGACUGACCGAACACAAACGAGCGACGAGGAAAGGCCACGUCAACAAUCACAUUGCUGAAGAUCACCGACUUACGAACCACAAUAUUGACUAGGACUCUGCGCAAUGCCUAACCUACAGCACCAACUACUUUCAACGACUGACCCUGGAAAGCUGGUUUACUAACUUGGAACAGACUCCCCUCAACAGGUGUCAACCACUACCGGCACCAUACAAACGACUCAUCCACGACAUUAACAUUACAAACGAACCUAACUUCACUAACGGAUCUGAACCGACCAAUCACCACUGACCUACGCCACUUGAGUCUUACAGCCAAUAACAUCACGGCAAAACUGAGCAAUCAGUGUACACAAACCGGACUAAGUACAUUCGACUGACAACAACCUUUCACUUGACUCUGAUGAUGACUUCCGCUCAGGUUGACCUGCGCCACUUGAGUCUUACAGCCAAUAUCAUCACGGCAAAACUGAGCAAUCAGUGUACACAAACCGGACUAAGUACAUUCGACUAACAACAACCUUUCACUUGACUCUGAUGAGGACUUCCGCUCAGGUUGUCGAAACGUCAGUCACCACUACCGAAAACAGUCCUUCUGCAGUCUGCAGUCUGCAGUCUGCAGUCUACAUUUUGUACCUAGUCUAUAUUUUGUAUCCGGUCUGCACUCUGCAUUCUGCAUUCUACAUUUUGUACUGACAGGUACCGUGGCAUCGAUACUGUUUAUUUUUUAGUUACAGUUAUUCGCACAACACACACAAUCGAUCACAAAAAUACCGGUAUGUGAGUUUAAUCGAAAUUUUCGUUCUUUUUCGCCUUAAUAUUCUUUCCUUUCGUAAAAAUGUAGACUUCACUUAAAAUGUUUCAAUUAAUCCACCCACCCAAAAAAAUAACCUUUGCAUCUAUAGCAUGCCUAUGUCUUUGGAAGUAAAGGCUACGCUAUUGAAUUAGGGAAAGUCCCAUUGAUUAAUUCAAUUAUAACCAAAUAUCUCGCGUUUUAACUUUCCGAGUUAUUUUUUGUGGAGGCUUGAAAUUAAUCACAAACGAUUUUCUAGGCCGCGAGUCAAUCCAUUUAAUGACACAAUUUUUCUACCAAAAAUUAAUUUUUAAACUAUUAUUUUUUUUGGCAUUUUAAGCGAUUUGGGAGAGAGAGAGAGAGAGAGAGAGAGAGAGAGAGAGAGAGAGAGAGAGAGAGAGGAAAGAGAGCAUUAAUAUGUUAUUUACCAGCUUGAGGCCAUGACCCACGUCUUUCCUUGAAAAGAAUGUCCAGCCGGCAAAACGAAAUUUAUUUAUAGAGAAUGGCAACAAAGUAACGGAUUACUCUACCACUUACGAAAGUGUUGCCGUGCCAGUGGAUAGAGAUAAGAAAAUACGGACCGCGCUAAGUACCCACCAGAUUGCAGGAUUCGUCACUGUGCCCUCUGAGAAAACAAUGCACCCUAUUUUAGCUAGUUGCAAAGUAAUUUUUCUUGAGAAAAUAAGAGCAAUGAGCAAAAUUUUUGCUCCUAUUAUAUGUUAAACCAUCGAAUAAAUAAUUUUUUUAUUUCACUAUUAUUUUCAGUUUUUAGUAUUUUAAUUUUAGUGUGUGAAUUAUAUCCUACGGCCUAAUCAGUGCAUCGUAGCAAUCGCAUAAGGUGUACUUCAAAGGCGAAAACAACUAGGACUAAACCAUUAAAGUGUUCUUUGUGUUUUUUCCGGCUCAAAAGUUCGCUUCUUUAAAAGUCAAAUUUUAAAAACUAAAACAAAAAAAAUCAAAGACCAAUCUGUUGCUACGUAUUUUUUCCUUGUUGUAAAGUGUAAUACUGUGGCAUAUUUUGUUGUCAAUGACACAGUAGUGGAAUGAUAAAGCUCGUUAAUGUUUUGAUUUGUAUGAAGUAUCACCAAUUACGUGUUCAAUUGCUUAUUGCAUUUUCAUUUAUUCUUAGACCCACCCACAAUUCAAAAUAUCACCACGUCAUCUAAGAAGUCUUGGAUUGGCCAGACAGUGACUUUGAAGUGUCUUUCUGAUGGUCUUCCUACACCAACACUCUCUUGGUACAAACCUAAAGGAAGUGAAAUAAACAGAGUCAGAGCCAGAGAAAACAAAGUACAAGUGCCACUCAGGGGUGAUCAAGAUUUUGGUCAUUACAAGUGCAUUGCUGCCAAUGGACUUAUUCCAUCUGACGAGAAAUUGAUAAAGAUAAAUCAGAUAAGUAAAUAAAAAAGAUAAGUGUAUUUUGAUAAAAGAAAAACUACAUAUAAGGUCAGCAUUUUAUUUUGCCUUUACUCAUUACCACUAUUUCUGGUGUAUUAGAAGUAAAAGCUAUCAACGCCUUGCCCUUUGGUAGCAUUAAAUAAACACGUUACAAAAGAGCGUUGAACAUCAGGUAGAUUGACGACAUCCUCCCAUGCGAGUAUCCAUAGGAAACUUCCUCAAGCAUGGACUCUAAAUUUUUCCUUUUCCUAUGGGCCCUUGGCUAAUUUAUCCGGCAGCUAGUUGGAGGAAGUCCAAUUACAGGAUACCGGCUAAUCUUACAAAAGGGUGAAACUGAGAUAGAAAAGGAUAAUAUCACCGAUCCUGGGACGACAACUCAUUCGUUUCGUGGUUUGGAGAAAAAUACCAACUACACGGUGAAAUUGUUUUACAGAAAUUUUGUUUUCGUGGGAGAUCCCACCGUAAGGAGAAUUAGGACUAGAUUUGAAGGUGAGGAAUCACAAUUGAUGUCGUGACUGAGCACUUCACACCAAUUAUUUUUUUUACCAACUUAGAUUUUUCCCAGUUUUCACAACAUUAUCUGCUCGCCGCGUUAUAGGUGUUGUCCCUUUCUUAGUGGCCAGUUUCUUUUCCUUUCUAAUGGUUAUUUGAGAGGUACCCACGUUUGAAGAAGCAUAAUAAUAAAUAAACCACAGGUGAAAGUAGGUGAGAUGAAAAAAAAACUCAACGGUUUCCGUUUCAGACACUACGCCGAUUUUUUAUUUCAAAUUACCUUACACUGGCCCUUUUUCUGUUGUCACGCAAAAAAGGGUUCGCCACUUUGCUGAGCGUUAUUGUGAUAACAUAGAUAUGAAGUUGGCUUUUUAAUUUUUUAAAAUAAGUAAUAUGUUUGUUGUGGAAGACCCUAUCCCUCGUGGGCUCCGUACGUGUGUGGUUUUCAAGUUGUAAUGCCUGUUAUGUUGGCUAAACCUCUCGGCAUUUAUCCACACGUGUGCGUGAGCACUUGGUCUGUGAUAGAACCCCUCACAUUUUCAGACAUUUACCAAAUUCUUAACAAUGUCGUACUCUAUAUUCUGAUGAGUGUUUUAGCAUCUUAGAUCACGCUUCCACAACUCUCCAACUUAAAAUCAAAUAAGUAAUUCAAAUUCAGGGAGGGCAAGCUACACUUAAUCAUCAUCUUUAUCAUGUAAAUUAACUUUCCUUGUAAUUGCAUUCAUUGUUCCGUUUGUAUCGUUUGUUUUGUCCCAUCAGCAUUUUGUUAUAAACCUUAAAGUCAACUUUGUACUUUUUAUAAAUCAGAACUGAAGAUGACAGAAGAACUCUCGAAACAAGUUUUUAAAAAUUUCAUAUAUUUUCUUAAACCAACUGUCCCUUUUGACAGUGAGGCGAUUUUCGCAAAUCGUUUGACCAAAGAAUUGAAGUUUGAUAUAAUGGGCCUUUCACGAAAAUCGCUUUUAAUAUACCAAUAUUAUGGGGAAAGCUUGUGAAACAGUUUGUGGAUGGCCUUGAAGAAUCCUCCGUAUGUUUUCUUGAAGAUGAAGAAAGUACGAGCACAAAAAAAACAGAGUGCGAGAGAAAGAAGUCAAGUUAUAAGCUGUAACCUGAUAAAAUUGGAAAAAUUACGACCGACGAAGAAAGUUUGAGAUAGGUAUUUAAAAAGCGAAAUCACGAAAUUUAAUCUCUUUCUUAUGAUUAAGGUGGAUGGAUAUUGUUUUCUUAAAUACCUACCAGCUAUACUCAAAGCUCUUAAAAAGAAUCAAACCUCCAUAGGUCCCAUAGCUAUCGGGAUUUGCUACUUAAUUUAAUGACAUUUGGUGCGUACGUCAGCACACUUAGCGUAAAAACUUCCAAUUUUUUAACACAUGUAAUAAUUCUUGUGUUAACACAGUUAACACAAGAAUUAUAGUAGGUUUGUAUAGGCAGUAGGUUUGUGUGUAACGAUUUUGCUUCAAAAUUAUGUCACAGACUUACAAAUGAGCAGUUUUAGAGCCAUUUCCAUUCGGUAAUAUCGUCAAUAAAAUUAUACUCCUCAGUAUAUAUUGUCUAUCGAGGCAGCAUAGAGGCAUUUUUUAAAAAUUCCCAUAGCUUGUUUUCAUUUCACAGGGAAAUGAGCCCUAACCAAAAAAAUUUAAGGAUUUCGUUUUUAGGAAAGUUUCUCUCGAAACCUCAUCAGCCACAUAUCUCAUUCGACAAAGAAAGUAUUGUGGUAACAGGUGUGAGUUCAGCAGCCGUAACAUGGCUACGAAGUUCGUCGCACCUGUUAUCACUUUAGCACUUCUUGUCUUCACCUCCUCAGUUGGCAAACCCCUUGGAGAAAAAAGGCUUGUUUUCUUGGCGGAAAAAUCUGCAUCAGUUUAUGUUUGCAGAAGAAGAAUCGUAGCCCUAUACGCUCAAAUGGUUCGAGAAGUGGAGCAUGUGCACUCAUUUUUCCACUGUGUCAUUGCCGAGUGCCUUUCCCAAGUCAUGUGUCAUGUCAAACUUUGAAAAGCAGAAAAUAGUUGCACACAAAGUUAGUUCCUUUCCGUAAUUACGUGACACAAAUGAAUGGCGCACUGUGACACAUCUAUGCAUCGGUCCUUCAUUUGAUCAUAUGUAGAUAGCAAUUAAAUGCCAGUAGAGGUCAAUGUAUCAUUCCUCUUCACCUUGUAAAUGUAGUAUUUGCUUAAGGCUACAACCGACCAUUAUUUCAGGCUUCUCAUCAUCACUUUUUGCCCUUUCAAAGAAUUUUGAAUUCAUCUCAAUAGGCUUAACUUAAUUUUGCUUGCUAUACACUUUCGUUUAAAAAAUUUCCCCAAAAAAUCCUCGACCAAUUUACAGAUUAUUUAGUCACUGAUAAUGGUUGUGACCAGGUUUUUGACAAGAAGUUGAAUAAUUAUUAAAAAUUUCAUGGUAUUCAUGUUGUUGACACCAAUGUAGGAGCCCCUGAUGUAGUCGAAAUAGACGAACUGCCAGGCGAAACAACAAACGAUACAAUUACCCUAAAGUGGAAGGAGCCAGAAAGUAAUGGAAAAGUUAUAACCACGUACACAGUGUACCAAAGAGUAGUGACUGAUGGGAAAGUGGGACAGUGGAUAGAAGUAAGGAGAAUCAGAGAUGUUUCUGUGAGAGAAUUGAAAAUAGCGUUGGAGAAAGGAAAGGUGUAUCAGUUUGCCAUUACUGCAACUAAUGAGCUUGGUGAAAGCCUAAAACAAGAGAAAGCAAAUAUCCAGCAAGUCAAGGCAGAAGGAAGUAUGUUCAAAUGA
Molecule: messenger RNA, 12574 nt
Organism: Pocillopora meandrina
Lineage: Eukaryota; Metazoa; Cnidaria; Anthozoa; Scleractinia; Pocilloporidae
Source: the annotation of a GenBank genome assembly